Messenger RNA from Thamnophis sirtalis, 2006 nucleotides. It is a transcript of the gene SKAP2, whose product is annotated as src kinase associated phosphoprotein 2. Gene Ontology annotation, cellular component: plasma membrane; cytoplasm. The record is from RefSeq and is a predicted model, not a curated record. Gene Ontology annotation, molecular function: protein binding. NCBI's taxonomy places the organism in Eukaryota, Metazoa, Chordata, Lepidosauria, Squamata, Natricidae.
AAAGUGCUGCUGAAAAUCAAAAUAAAACUGAAAAAGCCUUCUCCUGCGAGUGUUUUGGCUGCUAUUUCUCAACAAGUGGAUUACUUGUUCCACUUUAUUCCGGACAUAGAACCUUCUACAGGUGAACAGAAUCCAAUUCGCCCCCAAAGGAAUCAUUCCGGUAACCACAUACCACUGCAGCCAGGAUAAAUUUCCGAUUAUUACAACCUGGAAUGUCAGAUCGUGGCAGGAUUAGAAGACCGCAAACCGAAUCAAGGUGGUCGAGAACUAAAACCGGGGAAAGCUCAAUUUAGUCAAUCAAAGAAGCUUCUUGCGUAUUUCUAUUCCAAGCAUUCUAUCGAAUAGAAACCUCCAAAGACUGAAGCUGCCGUGGACCAUUUUUGGCCAUUUUUGAUAGUGGAAAAGAAUUUAAGACUCAAGUGGAACUUAAGAACGGGAAGCCCACACUAAAUAUGGAGAGAAAUGCAAAAUUGGAGUCACAUGCUGCGACACUUGGCAGUACGGAGUUUUUGUAACCAUAGAAAUGGGAACUUUUGCAGUAACGGAAGCGUGCUCCGGUGUUAAGCGCACAUGCGCAAUACUACUUAAGAUACGGGAAAUGACUAUUACAGAAGCUGGCAGAGUAGCCCCGCCCCCGAGGUUUAUUAACUAACUUCCCGGAGCCGGGAAAGGGGUGUGGGUGUGGUUAUAUCUUUUCCCUGCCUUCGCUGAGCAAGGGGUUCCCGUGCGACCACCUGGUCAUGAUGCAGGACUUGCCCGCUAUCCCCGAGGAGAUCAGUAACUUCCUUGCAGAUGUUGACACAUUCAUAUCAAAUAUCCUAAAAGGUGAAAAUUUAUCCAAAAGAGCAAAGGAAAAAAAGGAUGUCCUGGUUAAGAAGAUGAAAGACAUCAAGUCCAACUACCCACAAGAAUUUCCCGAAAUAGGAGGUGAUGACGAGGGGGAAGAGAAUGAAAGGUCUUGUCCUGCUGCCCCUGACAGUCUCUCUCUAGCAUGUGAUAAAGAGGAUGAAGGCCCUUCUGAUGGUCAUCAGUUUCCUCCAAUUGCGGCACAAGAUCUUCCAUUUGUUUCAGUAUCUGGAUAUUUGGAAAAACGUAGAAAAGAUCACAGUUUCCUUGGCUUUGAGUGGCAAAAACGUUGGUGUGCUUUGAGUAAAACAACCUUCUACUACUAUGGAAGUGACAAAGACAAACAACAGAAAGGUGGAUUCGCUAUAGAUGGCUACACCGUCAGAAUGAAUAAUACCCUUCGGAAGGACGGAAAGAAAGAUUGCUGUUUUGAAAUCGCUGCUCCUGAUAAACGCAUUUAUCAGUUUACAGCUGCUACUCCCAAAGAAGCUGCAGAUUGGGUAGAGAGGCUGAAAUUUGUGUUACAAGAUAUGGGAUCUCUAACUAUUCCAGAAGAGGAAUAUGAUGACAUUGAAGAAAAUUCCAUAGCUCCUUCUCAAUCAGGUGGAGCACCUAUUUUUGAUGACAUUUAUGAAGAGCUUCCAGAAGACGCAGCAACAGUAGCUGAAAUGCCAGGAAAGAGUGAAGAAUCAAAGAAACAAAGUCAGGAUGCUGUAAGCAGUAUUUCAGGCAAUAAAAAAACCGAUUAUGUUAAUUUAUAUCAAGGUUUAUGGGAUUGCGCUGGUGAUGUUCCUGAUGAGCUGUCAUUCAAACGUGGUGAUGUUAUCUACAUUCUCAGUAAGGAGUACAAUAGAUUUGGCUGGUGGGUAGGAGAAAUGAAAGGAACCAUUGGCUUAGUGCCUAAAGCCUACAUAAUGGAGAUGUAUGAUAUUUGAGAGGCAAGACCAGUCCUAUUCUACAAGUUGGAAGCCAACUGUGAAGAGGCUACAGAGAUCUACAUGAAAUGAAAGACUGGAAAGAUACAGACAUUUUUACUUUGUUUUUUGCUAUUUGCUUUGACAUUCUUUGUUGUGGUAUACAGUUAUUUAGGGUUGUAUUUAUUACUCACUUGGUAAAUGAGCAUAACCUGAUUAUAUGCACUUGAAACUUAAUGGAAGAGA